Durotheca rogersii is the source of this 1980-nucleotide messenger RNA. Its product is annotated as SET domain-containing protein. Gene Ontology annotation, molecular function: protein-lysine N-methyltransferase activity; protein binding. Gene Ontology annotation, cellular component: nucleus. The transcript has 5 exons. Gene Ontology annotation, biological process: peptidyl-lysine monomethylation. NCBI's taxonomy places the organism in Eukaryota, Fungi, Ascomycota, Sordariomycetes, Xylariales, Xylariaceae. The record is from RefSeq and is a predicted model, not a curated record. The coding region runs from base 308 to 1744 and encodes 478 amino acids.
CCCCUGCUUGAUGAUGGUUGUCGAAGUGAAAAUUCGGGCCGGUGGUUAGACUUCGAAGAGGCUGAAGCGAAUCAGCCACACUAGCACCGUGGCUUUACCCUUCCUACUAACGUAGAUGCAUUGCAUCAUUGGUGUCUCAAAAGGGUUAAUCUUGUUAUCGUAUCUUAUCGAGAAGAAGCUCUUGAGUAGUAAAGCCCCUACGCAGUUCGUCUCCGCCUACUAUCUACGUGACCACUGAACUCGGUUCUGGGCAGUGCUGUGAGGUGGUGGAGUCAAUCUAUCUUCGACUUCAUACAGUAUCUCGAACAUGCGGCGCGGCCACUUUUCGUUGACCGACCUGCCCGCCUGGUGUGCUUUAAACGAUGUCACCUUCGUCAAUGUCAAAGCUGCGGACAUCGGCGGCCGAGGCUACGGCUUGAUAGCCGAGAGGGACUUGGUUAAUGAAGACGACAACUUCGAGCUUCCCACUCUUCUCACCGUCCCUAAGGAGCUCAUCAUCUCGGCCGAGGGCGUGGCCGAGUAUGCCAGGGAAAAUAAGGAAUUCCGACAGCUUCUGGACGCCGCAGGGCAUCGGUCAACCAGAGGCGAUAUCUUGUUGUUCCUCUUGGUCCAAUUGGUGUUAUCUUCGCCUGAUUAUGAAGGCGGCCACGGGCCCUCAAUACCGUGGACGCAGUACUUCAGUUUGCUCCCGGCGCAGGUACCGGUUCCUACGAUGUGGACCGAGUCGGAGCUUUCCCUCCUCAGGGGCACUUCUCUCGAGUCAGCAGUGUCUGCCAAACUAUCAGUGUUGACGAAGGAAUUUGACGAGCUUCGUGCGAAGGUAUCAGAGCUUCCAUACUGGGACGAACUUCUGUCAAUAGACGAGGCCGUCACGACUCACGACUGGGUUCUUCUCGACGCUCUCUAUAGGUCGCGCUCACUCGGUUUGCCUAAGUCCGGAGAGUCGAUGGUGCCAUGCCUCGAUUUAGUCAACCACUCCAGCAACCCUACUGCCUACUUUGAAGAGAAUGGCAAGGGGGAAACAGUUCUGUAUCUACGGAAGGGAUAUGCGGUGUCCUCUGGUAGCGAAAUCACUAUCGAUUACGGACAGGAUAAGUCCCCGGCGGAGUUUCUGUUCAGCUAUGGCUUCAUCGACCCGGACUCGACCGCGAAGAGCCUGGUCCUACCGUUAGAACCGAUGGAUGAUGACCCCCUUGGACUCGCGAAACUCCACGCCUUCGGCACGCCGCCGAAACUGAGACUAUCGGAAAACGAGGAUGGUAGCCUCCAGUGGGUCGGCCCUUUUGUUUAUCUUAUGUGUUUGAAUGAAGAAGAUGGCCUACGAUUCAGGGUUAUACAGGAAACAGACGGUUCUCGCCAUUUGGGUAUGUUUUGGAACGAAACCGACAUCACGGCCGUACCACAGACGAUUCAAGAUCUCAUUCGUGGUCAUGAACUGGAACGGAUAUUUGAGCUGCGUGCUGUGACAGUCGUCUUGGGCAUCAUUCAGGACCAAAUGAGGCAGCUCGCCGACGGUCAGGAUGAAGACAGGAUACCUGGGUUGGCACGGGUUGAAAUCGCACAGGCUACGUCCCGCCUAAGAACCCUCGAGGCAGAAAUGCUCGAGGAGAGCUUAAGUAUAUUGGAGGACCAGAGGUCACAAUUACUCUCAGAUCCCACAGUGGUGGAAUAUUUACGGUUGAUGGAACACAACCAAGAUGACCACAACAUGGAGACCGAUCACAACGAAGACGACUUUAGCUAGGACACCCCCGUGGCAUCUUAACCCUCGCACUCGCCUACGCCGGCUAUAGGAGAUGCGGAAUUUAUGGCAUAUAGUACCGCUGCAUUUCAUUCAUUUCCCUGGCGGCACGAAUACAGCUAAUAUGAUUGCAGUAUUAGACUAGGGUACGGGGCGGCCUGAGAGCCUUCGACCUGGUUGCCACGGACACACGAACCCCGUCGUUAAAGAAUCGAAGGAGGGAUAGCUGGCAGAAGUGG